Molecule: messenger RNA, 1242 nt
Organism: Zea mays
Lineage: Eukaryota; Viridiplantae; Streptophyta; Magnoliopsida; Poales; Poaceae
Product: Ascorbate-specific transmembrane electron transporter 2
Exons: 4
Coding region: 298-1008 (236 amino acids)
Molecular function (GO): oxidoreductase activity
Source: RefSeq, marked provisional
CUUGAGCUCUCGGUAGCACGAGAAUCUACAGAUAUGAACCAAGUUAUAUAAGGUACUCGUACACCGAACAUGUUCGAUAGAAUGCUCUAGUGACAGCGAAAAAACCAAACAACAAAAACCAACGAAAUCCCUGCCAUUUUUAUAGGAGACGACGGUGCGGGGACACCACGCUCCCGCAUUCAGUCCCUCCAGUCGUUGCGUCGGACGCCGUUGAGCGUUGGUGGCACUGUGCCAGCAGCAGCGCGCCGCGGGUGGCAAGGCAAAGGGGGCGACGAAGAGGAAAGCGAAGAAAACGUCAUGGGGCUUGGCCUUGGCGUGCGGGCGGCGCCCUUCACGUACGCGGCGCACGCGCUGGCCGUCGCGGCGGCGGCCAUGGUGUUGGUCUGGGCCAUCUACUUCCGCGGUGGGCUCGCCAUCGAGGCCACCAACAAGAACCUCAUCUUCAACGUUCACCCUGUUCUUAUGCUUAUCGGUUAUAUUAUCAUCGGCGGCGAAGCUAUAAUGGUAUACAGGGUACUUCCAACAUCGAACCACGAGACAAAUAAGCUGAUCCAUCUAGUUCUCCACGGGAUUGCACUUGUCCUUGGUGCGGUUGGAAUAUAUUUCGCCUUCAAAAAUCAUAAUGAGAGUGGGAUUGCCAAUCUUUACAGUUUGCACUCUUGGAUUGGGAUAGGGACGAUUACUUUGUAUGGUAUUCAGUGGAUAGUUGGAUUCGUUACAUUCUUCUUCCCUGGUGCUGCGCCAAACGUGAAGAAGGGUGUUCUUCCUUGGCACAUACUCUUUGGGCUCUUUGUCUACAUCUUAGCACUGGCUAAUGCGGAACUCGGCUUUCUUGAGAAGCUCACUUUCCUCGAGAGCUCGGGUCUCGACAAAUACGGCACAGAGGCAUUCUUGGUGAACUUCACAGCGUUGGUUGUCGUGUUGUUUGGUGCCUCUGUUGUGGUGGCUGCUAUAGCUCCAGUUCGCCUUGAAGAACCACAGGGUUAUGUUCCAAUUCCAGAAAACUAGUACAAAUGAAAUGUACAUCAUAUGCAGUUGCCAGGAUUGGCUGUUACCAUAUGGAGCUAAGAUAUUCAUCUCUCUUUAUUAAGGAGAAGAAGAUCAUGGAGUUAUCACGAUAAGAAGAUAGUGCAUCUUCAUUGUGUUUGUAUAUGUCUACACUAUUGUCUUAAGGAUUAGUAGAGAUACAUUCUGUGAUACUUCAAAAUUUCAGUAUAUGCAAAAUUGAAUAUCCUGCUUCAU